UCUCCCACCCUAAAUCAGAAGCUCACAACGGCACAAACUCAAGCAUUCCCUCCAUCACCGAUCACCGCCGCAGACCUUGCCAUUGCUGACUUCCGUCCAUCAUUCAAACUGGAUGGUUGUUCCUAUUUUCUUCCUCUGCCUUAGAUCCGCGUUGCUGUCUUUGUUCUUCGUUCGUCUCAGAUCUAUGUCGCUACGACAGAACUAGCAUCACUUUUAUCUUCAAAAGCAUCGUCAAUGGCGGAAAGGAAGUUCGGCGCAGAGGUUGAGGAGCUUCUUGACUGGAUGCUCACUGCAAAAUUCCAAGCUUGAGCUCUUGUUCUCCAAGCUCCUCCUUCUCUGCAUCUCCUCCAAUUCUGGCGCUGCAUGUUUGCGAAAAGCUAUUGUGAGUGCAGGAUUUUGAUGAAAUGGAUAAGCGCUUGAAGGAUAUAGAAGAUAAAACUACUGCUUUUAAAGAAAUGCAAGCCAAGGUCAAGAAGGAGAUGGAAUCUGUUCAGGAAUCGAAUAGUGUGAUAAAUGGUGGUGGUGAGAGCAGCAAUAAUAAUGAUCAAGUUCCAAAGGUAGCGGAUUUUCUUGGUGUGAGGAAGGCAGAGGAAGAUUCAUUGUCAUCAAAUCUUGUUGCCCUUACUACACACCUCUUCACCGUUGGAGUGCAAACAUCUCAGAUGCAAAUGAUGCCCACAAGCAUUCAAAUGUUCUUGUGGGAGAGUUUUGAUGAAGAUCCUUCUUCUAUGGAUGACAGCUCCACAAUUACUGCUUCUGGUCUCUUGGAACAAAUAAAUGUUACACGGGAUACAAGUGAUUACCUUUGGUAUACAACUAGGAAGGGAUUUCGAUAUGGACAUGAUACGAUCGUUGAUGGUAUGAUCAAAGAUGGCCUUUGAAAUGAAUGUCUAUAAUGACUUUGGCAUGGGAGUUUGUGCAGAUCAACUUGUCAUAACAAGAGAUGAGCAGGUUGUGUAAUAUAUUUCAUGCUAUGCUUAUAUAUUUCUUUAUUAUAUCGAUUUGAGAAGGUUGUGUUAAUGAUAUAUGGUUAUUAUUGUAGCAGAGGCAGCUAUUCUGUUGAACCAGGAUUUUGUCUUUGGCACCACACCAAUAAAAGACUUGGUUAGGCAAAUGGAGUACACACUUUGGUAUUUUGGUCUAAACAUGUUGGGACAAAGUCCACUUUGUUUCCUAAAUAUAUAAUGUAGAUUUACUUUUAAAUUCUUUUUUUUUGUAAUAUUUGUGUUGUUUAAAUUUGUAUUAUGCUUUAUUACUUUUCAAGAGA
Arachis duranensis is the source of this 1267-nucleotide messenger RNA. RefSeq lists its product as uncharacterized. The coding region runs from base 405 to 881 and encodes 158 amino acids. The transcript is spliced from 5 exons. NCBI's taxonomy places the organism in Eukaryota, Viridiplantae, Streptophyta, Magnoliopsida, Fabales, Fabaceae. The record is from RefSeq and is a predicted model, not a curated record.